Messenger RNA from Pristis pectinata (smalltooth sawfish), 5719 nucleotides. Its product is annotated as general transcription factor II-I-like. The record is from RefSeq and is a predicted model, not a curated record. The transcript is spliced from 36 exons. NCBI's taxonomy places the organism in Eukaryota, Metazoa, Chordata, Chondrichthyes, Rhinopristiformes, Pristidae. The coding region runs from base 273 to 3611 and encodes 1112 amino acids. Gene Ontology annotation, cellular component: nucleus. Gene Ontology annotation, molecular function: DNA-binding transcription factor activity.
AGCUGGUUGCACCCAGAACCAUGCUGGGAGAAAUGGUGGUUUGGAGAUCUCUGGGUAGUGGAAGAUUUUCUCUGUAUUAAUUUGCAUUUGUAUGCAAAGCAAAUCUCUCUCACCAGCCCUUUAUGCAGUGAUUGUACCAUGGAAUUUGCCACAAUGCAUUUUGAGGGCAACAUUCCUGAAUUUGUUCGCAUUAGCAAGAAAACUACCAGGAGGAUUAAUCCACUGCUCGAGCACAUUAAGAAGGCGCAAUUAAUUGAUUUGUGCCAACGAAGAUGCCGGUACAAAAAAUGUUGAUCAACACUGAAGGUGGAUUACCCGAUUCCACUUACUUCUACGUAGAUUUGUCAGUAGACUGCAGGUUUGAAAAAUCAAGCAAAAUACUUAAGGAAAUCAUGGCACAAGUUGGAACUACACCAGUUAUACAAGAAGAACCUUCUAGUGCCGAAAAUCUUCUGGCAGUAAAAUUUCUUAUGUCAGCACUGGAGUCAAUGUGCCAGGAAAUUGCAAAGUCAAAAGCUGAAGUGGCAUGUAUUGCUGUAUAUGAGAAAGAUAUAUUUGUGGUGGGGACUGAACGAGGAAGAUCUUUCAUUGGGAACCGAAAGGAUUUUCAAACUGACUUUGUGAAAUACUGUGUGGCUGAAGAUCAAAAGGCAGCUCAAAGGCUAGGAAGUAAAGCUAUACCUUGUGUGACUCCAACUGGUAUGGAUAACCAGGCUGACAUUGAAAAGUUCAGAAAAUCAGUUGAGGAUUUGUUCUGCUUGCUUUAUGGUAAAGCUCUUGGAAAACCUGCUCCAAUCCCUGUGCCUUAUGAAAAGAUCUUUAAGGACCCUGCUGCUGUAGCAAUACAAGGAUUACCUGAUGGUGUAUGCUUUAAACAUCCAUCAAAAUAUGACACUACAACAUUAAAAAAGAUUUUGGAGCAAAAGUCAAAAAUUAUAUUUACAGUAAAGAGGCCAUUUCUGGACACUGCCAUUCAACAUGUGGAAACAAAACGGCCAACUGGGAAGGAGAAUACACAGAUGCCACCUGGCAGCUUUGUUCCAGUUAAGGUGAAAACUGAGCCAUGUGAUGAUAACCAACCGAGUACAUCAGUUGAAUCAGUUCCAAUCAAAGCUGAAGCGGAAGAUCCAGAUUAUUAUCGAUACAGUGUUCAAGGGCCAGGUGUGACUACUACAGAUGACAUUGAUACUGCAAGAGCUUCCCAAUCAAAGUCUUACAAAGGAGGAGAGUUACAGAAUGAAGCCAAUGUAUCAAGUGAUGAGACUGAAGAGGAAUUUACAGCAGAUGAUUCAACUCAGCAAGAGCAUUCUGAAACUAGUGAAGACCCAGAAGUAGAAGUUACUAUUGAAGAUGAUGAAUAUUUCCCACCAAAUAAGCGACCAAAGGCUACUGUACAGUCGACGGAUGCUGGGGCCACAGUGAAGCGGAAAAGUAGGGAAUUCAAUUUUGAACAAUGGAAUGCUAGAAUUACUGAUUUAAGAAAACAAGUGGAAGAACUCUUUGAAAGGAAAUAUGCUCAAGCAACUCUAGCUACUGGACCAGUUGUGAUCCCGUAUCCACUCUUCCAGUCCAAUUCUGAAGAUCUUUGUGUUGAUGGUUUACCUGAGGGGAUUCCAUUCAGGAGGCCGUCCACCUAUGGAAUUCCAAGAUUAGAAAGGAUACUUCUAGCAAAAGACAGGAUAAAGUUUGUUAUAAAAAGACCAGAACUGUUAACUAAUGAGCGUGAAGAAACAACUCCAGACAAAGUGGUUCCAGGAGCAAAAGAAGAGUGGAACACCAGAAUCACUAAACUAAGGAGGAUGGUCGAAGAACUCUUCAGCAAGAAAUAUGCUGAAGCCAUGGGACAGACACAAGCAAUGAUUGUUCCCUAUCGGAGAUUUGAAUCUUAUCCUAAAGACCUCUACGUGGAAGGUUUACCCGACAACAUUCCAUUCAGAAGUCCUUCUUGGUAUGGAAUUCCAAGGCUAGAGAAGAUCCUACAAGCAAGUAAUCACAUUAAGUUUAUUAUUAAAAGAUCAGACCUACUGGUGAACGAGUCAAGUGAGGCCAAUAUGCAGAGAUCAAGCCCAACAGGAAAAGAAGAUUGGAAUAUUAGAAUUACCAAACUCAGAAAACAGGUUGAGGAGAUUUUUAAUACAAAAUUUGCUGAAGCUCUGAAUCUUCCACAACCAGUGAAGGUGCCAUAUCCAUUAUUUGAGUCCAAUCCACAGCACCUCUAUGUUGAAGGAUUACCAGAUGGAAUUCCUUUCAGAAGCCCGACAUGGUUUGGAAUACCUAGACUGGAAAGAAUUAUUCGAGGCAGUGCAAAGAUUAAAUUUAUUGUGAAAAAGCCAGAAUUAGUAGAGCCUUACCUUCCUGAUGGGUUAAAAAAGGGAAAAAGCACUGAUGGGACCCCACCCACCAACAGAGGGAGGAGACGUGUUUCCCGUCCAUCUGAGCCCAAUUUGACCCGACCUGUCAAAGACUCAAGCAGUUCUCUACCAGAGAAGGCAGCACAAGUAUUGACUCCGAGCAGCCCAGAGAUAGAAGUUACCAUAGAAGCUUCUGAUGAAACACCGCCAGUGAAGACAGUUGGAAAUAACACUCAAGCAAAUGGUUCAAAUGUUGCCUCAAAUGCCAUAUUCAAACCAAGAGGCAGGGAGUUUUCAUUUGAACAAUGGAAUGCCAAAAUUACUGAGUUGAAGCAACAAGUGGAGACGCUUUUCAAUGAAAAAUGUAGUGAAGCAUUGGGUGUUUCAGAGCCAGUGAGAGUGCCCUAUGCACUAUUUGAAUCACAUCCAGAUGAUUUCUAUAUUGAAGGUUUGCCAGAUGGUGUGCCCUUUAGGAGGCCGUCAACCUUUGGAAUUCCUAGACUGGAAAAGAUUCUCCGAGCAAAAGCUAAAAUCAAAUUUAUAAUUAAAAAACCUGAUAUGUUUCAGACUGCAUUACAGGAAGCUGCCAAACGACCCCUAACAAGAUCGCAAACAUCCUCUGAAGAGAAAACCCCUGAAGUGAAAAAGGCGAUGACUACUACUAUUGCUCCAACUGUUGCAGGUUUAGGAAAUCGAGCUGGUGGGUUACCGACUGCGGCAGGUGUUGAAGACCUUAACAUCAUUCAAGUUACGGUCCCAGAAGGUGAAAACGAAAAAGUGUCCAAGGUGGAAAAAGCUAGACAACUGAGAGAACAAGUAAAUGACCUGUUCAGCAAGAAAUUUGGUGAAGCAAUCGGAAUGAAUUUCCCAGUGAAGGUUCCUUACAGAAAGAUAACUACAAACCCUGGUUGUGUAAUAGUUGAUGGUAUGCCUCCAGGAGUUCCAUUUAAAGCACCCAGUUACCUUGAAAUAAGUGCCAUGAAAAAGAUCCUGGAGUCUGCAAACUUUAUCAAAUUUACAGUUAUAAGACCUUUUCCAGGACUCCUGAUUAAUAACCAGCUCGCUGAACAAAGUGCAGCAGAAGCUCCAGCAGUGUCAACUGGAGCAACGGCAUCUGCAUCCAUACUACCAACUGCCUCACUGGUACCACCUCCAACACUUGUGCUACCAACUGCACCACUGGUACCACCUACAGCACAAGAUACAUCUCAAAUACAAGAACUGCCUAAAAUAAAAGAAGAGCCAAACUCAACAUGGUAGUAGGAACUCAUAAGAGUGCAGACAUGAUGUCAGUCUGCGUGAGAAAUCUCAGCCUCCAGAAUCAUCCAGUGUGGAGGUGUGAGCUUCAGAAAGCUUGGGCAUCAUUGUAUUAUAACUGUACAACAUAGGAAAAAUGUUUGCUUAUAUCCUGACCUUUUUGUACCAUUGGAAAGAUUUUUUUUCUUUUUUAUCAGCACAAGAUAAUUGCUUCUGUGAAAUUCACCAAAUUUUGUCUCCAUUGGUUGAGGGAGUGUUCUGUACAUCUGACUUGUCAACCAGAAUACCUUUAUUAAAGUGAAGAAAAAAUACUUUUGUUUGUACUGGUGGCACCAUUUGUGUUGAAUGUUUGUAUUUGGCACUAAUUGGUUUGUGAGCUGUCUCAUGUUAGAGGCAAUAUUUUUGAUUAUUGUAACUAAUCAUUGCUGAAAUUGUACCUCCCACCACCCCUUACCCAAAAGUUUAUAUAUAAUGUACCAACAAACAAUGAAAAUGAAAACUUAAAUCCAAAUUAUGGAUAGUUUGAAUAUUUCUCAUUUCCAGGAUUCUGUGAUCUAUGUAAUCCCUUGGUAGUAAGGAGCAGUCAGGAAGAUUUGACCAAUAUCUAUCAGUCCUGUUAUGCUCAGUCAGUGAAAGGAAAUAAUUUUUCUGAUAGUUAAAUCAGUCGAGGAAAAUUGAAGGAUCAGUUUUGGUUUUCAUGUCCCAUAAAGAUAUUGACAUUUAAUCUAAUUAAAAAAAAAUAUUGGGAGGUGGGGGAAAAGAUGAUUGGUGGAAAGCAGGAGUCCAUUAAAUGCAAAAAAGGAUGGAUGGUUAAAAAAAAGAUUAAGUCUAGAGGAGCAGUAGUCUUACCAGUAUCCCACCGGCAAAGUUGUAAGUAGUGAGUGUGAUCAGAAGUUGAUGAACUCCAUGAAGUACCUCGUCAAAAAGAAUUACGCUUUUUCAAGCUUCCCUUUUUAGUUUUGUGAAGUCACAGGUAGGAAUAGAACAGUGAAUUAAAAUGGCAACCAAAUGUAAGAUUAGGAUCAGGUUUUAGGACUGAAUGGAAAGUGGGAGGAACUUUAGGGUCACCUGUUUCAUCUCGUUUGCAGAGAAAGGUGCAGUAUGUCGAGCAAGUGAAAGGAAUCGGUUAUUUCAAUGCAACUUGAAGUGAGAAAAAUUAUGCUAAAACUUACAAUUUUGUACAGUCUGAACUAUUACAGCAACUUGAUGACAGAUCCCUGUCUCAAGAUACUAAUGACAGAUAUUGAAUAUUUAGAAACACAAGACCACAGAAGCUGGAAUCUGGAGCAAAAAUGGUGCCUCACUCCUCCCCCCCACCCCACCUCUAUUUUUCCUAUUGUCCAUUCAUCCCAUAGAGCCUAUGCUAGCUACAAGCAGAGAAAUCCCAUCAGUUUCAUUCCCGCUCUGCUUUAUUCUGAUGUAUCCCUACUUCUCCUUCAUGUCCAUCAAAGCCCCAUUGAUUCUUUUCUCAAAUUACUAUCCUAAAAUACCAAGGGGUAUUUUACAAUAGCUGUUUAAGCUACCAGCAUUUCUUUAGGGAACGGGAGGAAAACACAACACCUCCUGGAAACACAUGGAAUCAUGGUGAGAAUGUGCAAACCUCAAAACAGACAGCGCCUUCAGUCAGGAUUGAAUCCAUUUCCCUGGAGAUAAGGCUGUGCUACCCUUUAAUCAGUUUGGUAGCUGCCUUAAGAGUUUAAAUACAUUGAGCAUGCCGUUCCUAAAAUCAUUAGGACUAAAUGCUUUCUUGCACAGUUGCUACUGGGGUGCAGAUUAUUAUUUUCAAAUCCCUCCCCUCAACUCAGUGAGAGCAGAUAUUGAACAUUGGGCACUGCAGUUUAUUUUCUAGUUGGCAAAUUUAGUUUUGUUCUCUUAGCUUGGGCCUUAAUGGAUCAUCUUGGUGAGCAGAGGUGCUGAAAGAUUGGGCAUCAAAUUGACUGAGGUCUACCUCUUGAAUGCAAGUGAGCUAAUGUAGUUCAUCAUGAGUAUAUUCUACAUCAGCCAGGUUCUGCUACAAAAUCUGAAAAUCCUUUAGGGAAAGAUGUCCAUUCUUUACUAAAUUACAUGGUCAGUACUGAUGAUAUUUUCCAAUAUAUGUUGGCUUGGACAUC